UAUAAACACUUUGGAGGUUGUGAUGUGCACUGAACUUGUGGUUGUGUUUUGUUUACUUUUGCGGUACGUUUCGAGCUGGGGUUUUGGAUUGACGAUAUAUAAACACGAAAUUAUAAAUGUCAUGAAAAAAUAAGCUUUCAAGAAUGGGAUAUAGAACAUACAUUUAACGAAUUCCCUUCUCGGUAUGACUAAAUUUCGCAAUUAAGUGAUAUUUGGACUAAAUAUUGGUCUUCUCUUUACUCCCAAUGUACAAUAAGUUUCACAUGUGUGUGAGGUACCGGUAGUGUUUGUGAUCAAUAGCUACAAUUAGAAGAGGACAUUAUGGAUCUUCUGUAUACAGUUUCAAGAAAGCCGAAUUGCAAUCCAUCCAAAUCAGGACCAGACUACGAUGUCUUACAUGAUGGACGCACAUUGUGUUGCAUAUCAAGCCAAAGCAUCGUUGCAUUCUCUGCAAUUACAGAACUUGAAGACUGUUGGGGCAAAAGCUGGGGUUCACAUGUUUACAUAGCAGACCUGAAUGUGCCAUGGCAUUGUCACAAGGUUAUUUCUAACAAGGCUAUAGUGACAGCAUUAGAAUGGGAUGUUCCUGGUGAUAAGUUGCUGAUUGCAGAUGUAGAUGGGAAUGUUCAGUUAUGGACUUUUAAAGACCAUUUAUUAAAUGAGUGGGUUUGCCUUGGUACUGUAUCCUUUCCUGGUGAACACAUUCUUUCAGCAUUAUUCUUUCAUAAUGGGAAAAAGACUAAUUUGGUCCCUGACAUGAAGGAUGCCAUGCAGUACACUGAGAAAUUUAAAAGCUUGCCAUUGACACCGUCUGUCAGAGGUUUUGGUGGGAGUCCAAUUGAUGGAUGUGUUGUUGUCACAGCAACAGGGAUGAUUGGAGCUAUAAUAUGUGUACAAGAAGGUCAGAGCGUACCUCUUUUGCUGCACACCAGUGAAAGCCUUUCCUCGACUCGGAGCAGGAUCACAGCAGCUGACAUAUGUUUUGGGAAAAAUGGGAAUUUCAUGGUUGCAUUGAGCAGUGGCCGAGUCAGUCUGCCGGUGCACUGUGUACGUGUUACUGUGAAACUUGUGGAUGAGAAGUGUGUUUUGAACACUCAAGCAUUACCAAGUUUCUUUCCACAUUCUGGCCCCAUUAAUGACAUCCAAUAUCGUCAUGUUUCACAGCUGAAAUUCGCUGCUCGUGAUGAUGCAGAUUGUUUAAUAAUUGCUACAAAUGGUGAUUCUGGCUGCGUUAUUGAACUAUGGGAACUACGUGAGAAACCAGUGCCAAUACAUAAAACAUUCCAGCCCAAGAAUCAUAACAACCAAUCUGAGCCAUAUAAGACUAUGGUUUGGCAGCACCAGUGCCAUUACGUAGCCCAGUGCCCAGUUGUAUGUGUGACAACAUCAAAGUUGUCACUUGUAUCUGCCGUCCCACCAGUAGGUUACAUUACGGUGGCACUGAGUGAUGGAUCAAUACAUUGUCUGUUCCGAGAUACUCUGAAACAAGCUGCACAAACAUCACAGAAUGUUAUAGCAAGGAAUGAUGAUACACCAAGCACAAAGCAACAGAAAUUACACAUUAGAAUUUCACAUGCAGAUAUGAGUUGCAUUGGACUUGUUCUUGCUGCUGUUGAUGCUCAGGGGCAUCUGUACGUGUACCGACUCUCGCCAUUCUCAGAGCCAAGUGGUCCUAUAUCUGUUUCAAGUGCCAGCACUUUAUUGGAGUACUGCAUGAUGACAGGAUUUGACUGGUGGGAUGUACUGGUAUCAUUAAGGCCGGAAAUAAUUGAUGCUGUGUGUGAAAGAUUCUCAGAAAAUUUUAACCGCCAGUCUGCACCCAUACAGCAAUUCUAUUAUAUUAAACAGCUGAACAUUAAGACAUCCUUGUACAGGUUGUCAAUGAAUGGGCAGUCAAAAGCAGCUGAUCUCACAUCUCUACUUAUGUUGCACUCUGUUGCAACAGCAUUUAAAUCAUUAUUACGACCAUCUGAUCUUUCAAAUCAUGAGAAAGGUCCUGCAGAAAGCUUGGCAAAUGUCAUGACUGAAUCAAUAACAGAUGUUGAUAAAGUUUUGCUACAUUUGGAAGCAAAGGAGUUCACUGUUGAACCUAGCACACUGCAAUCACUGCAACAGCUAAUUCAGUGGGUAGCAGAUUUAGCACUUAAUCUUUUAGCAAGGCUGCCAGAGCAACGACAGGCCUCAAACAAAGGCUCUGGUUAUGAAUUAUUACGUGAUUACAAAGCACUAAAUACACUUCGUGAACUCCUGGUGAUAAUUAGAAUUUGGGGCCUGUUGAGACAGAGUUGCCUGCCAGUCUUUGUACGUAGUGCGGAGAAUCUCGAUGUUUUGGCGUUAUUAUUUAAAUUAUUGUCACGCUUGAUACAGAAUACGGAACCUGAUGAAAAUCUCAUAGAUGACUGCUGCCUGUUGCCCAGUCAAGUAAUGAUCCCUCCAUUGAACUCUCCACAGAAGCUUAUAGCCAUCACAUCACCGUUGUUUUUCUGUCAGUCUUUACCCAUACAGCUUGAAUGGGGAACAGAACCUGAUAGUCUUCUCUUUGUGCCUGAAAUAAAUCCAGUUGAAGGUGCAAUGCAAAGUGAACAAAUUAUAGAUUGUACUCGACAUACCUACUUGGGAAAACACCCAAGCGUUGUUAAACAGUGCACAAGGUGUGCUGGAGUUGCAUUCCAGCAGUUUCUAACCAGGACUGCUGCAAUAAGAGCAUGGGACAUGAGAUGGGCUCGGGAAUGCCUUUGUGGAGGCCAUUGGAGAUUACACUACUUUUCGUCCAUUUGACAACUACAUUCUAUCCUAGUCCUUCUGUUUUCAGAUCUAGCAGACAUUUUACCUUAAAACAGUUUUGCAGAUGACUAGGAAAAAAUUACUGUGUUAUUUUAACAAACAGAAUAUGUGCAUUUGAUUGCACACACGGACACACACCAAAACAACACUGAGUGUUGUAAUCUAUAAAAAACUUGAUGAUGCUGGUACUUACCACAGCACUAAGUGCUUUUUAUUAAAACUGAUGUUUCUACAGUUUUACAGUAGAAACAUUUUCAAGCGUAAUAUUUCUAUUAGUGUACAUAAAUGCUUUUUAUUAUGUAGUUGCAUUUGUUUUUAACAUUUCAGUUAUGGGAAUGGAGUAGCUGCGUAGCACAGCAUUAUGGGUACAGCCAUGGUAUCUAUUCCAUACACAUACUGAAAUCAUUUUAUGUCUUACACCACAAUAAGCAAACAUUCCUGGGAUUUUGUAAUUGUUCUAGGAAACAAUUGCUAUUGUGUAUUAGUGAACAAUAUCUGUUAUGUACAUAUUACAUACAUUGUUUAUAGGAUUUGAUUGUGAUUUGUUCACACUUUUAUACUAUAUAGAUUAUUGCUGCCUUCAUUUGUGUAGGUGGUCCAGUAGAACACCAUUAAUUUAAAACUUAACCUGUGCUCAGGGAAUAAACUGCCAUUGCUUGUAAAUAUAUAUUUUAGAUAGGUCUGUUGUUUAUAAAUAAUUUUUCAUCUCAAUUUUUCUUAUUAACUCAUUCUUAAAUAACCUGGCAAUCUUAGCAGUCCAUUUUUCAUUGGGUGCGCCUUGAAAGGCAAAUGAACUAGCAGAUGUUUGUCUGCUUGUGUGAUUCUAAAUAUGUUAGACUGAACACCUACUGCCAGAAGUGACCUUACAAUGGUUUCUCUUUUGCUGAAACUGUUAAAUGACUUAAAUGAUUCACCAAUUUUAUUGUAAUUCAUAAUGAAAGUGUCAUUGUUCUUGAGUGUUAGUGAGUGCUGCGGCAAUACCCAUUACUUUUUAAACCAAGGCACUUAAUAGAAGUGUCUAAUUAUUGUCCUCUUUCAGCUUGUUAGCCUAACUCAGAAGUGUUUUAGUUUAUUUCAUGUAAUAUGUAACCUUGUGUGAAGUCUGAAAUAACUUUUCUUUGGCAUAUCUCAGAUAUGCAGAACAAUUGUAGUUGAGAGAGAAUAAGGUAUAUGAUCUCACAAUAAAUUUAAACCAGAUACCUUAUUCAUUGUUCAUAGGAAACUUUAUGGCAAGACCACUUCAAUCAUUAAAUGAUAGUAAAAAUAUACAGUGGGAUAUUUCCAUUACUUCAUAUACCACUCUGUUUUCUUGGUGAUUUCCUUGUGCUUUGAAAGCAUAAAAGUUUGUACUUAAUAUUUAGUAAAUUGAUUCCAUCAUCCAAGUUUUAUUUUUGCAUAACCUGGAUUUUAAUUUUUUAUGUUAACUUUUUAAUUUGAGUGAGUAGGUCAUGUACUUCAAUUUACAUAAAUUACUUCUGCAGCUCUCUGUAUUCACCCCUGAAAAGAAGGCUUACACUGUAUGUACGCAUUGAGUAAUACUAGCAGAGUGUGAGCUGCUGUUUGAGGUUUUUGUGAUGUAAUAACUGCUCGAAUGGUUCGUAGGCAUCAAGUCUGAUUGUGUUGUGAAAACUGCGCAGUAUUUCCAUGAGUCAGCUACGUAUUAGCUUAAGGUGCUUACUGACAUAUUGCUGUUUUGGCUAGCCAACGUAUGUGGUAGCUAACUAGAAAAGCACAGGCACCAAGAGAUGGGGCUGUAACAAUAUCAUAGAUGAAUUUUAGGGAUAUUGAUGCCCAGAGCCAUGUGCAUGGUCUCCACAUGGGCAGCACAAGAAAAGCACAGCUGCAAGGCACUGAUCUAGUGUACACAUGGGGACAAUAUGUCAGGGCGCAACUUAAAUCUCCUGCUUUCCGUUCUCCAUCUGUGCUGAUUCAUUGGAUUGGUUUGUCUGCAGCUGAUGAUACCUUAGUACUGCCAAUGCUGACUCCAUGCUUUGCUAAGUUGAAAUCCCAUAUCUCUGCUGAUCAGAUCAUUACUUAUGUUUAUGUAUUUUGACUGCUUCUUUCCCAACACUAUCCGAUGUAAUGCCCAUGAACAAUGCAAACAAAGUGUGAGCUGUUUAUAACAUGAUUACCAAGCUGUGUAUUUCAAAAUCUACAUUUGAUUUGUUCUUGGUUUGUGUCCAAUUACCAUGUCAUUUUACAUUUCAGUUUAAUAUUUGGGAUUUAUUUUCACUAUCAAAUACCAUUUUGGAUAUAUAUGUACUUAAUUAAUAAGAGAUAGCAAAAAAGUUAGCUCUAAAUUUUGUGUGCCUAAACAUGAAAUUAGUCAGUCUCAUUGUGUUGGACAUCUUUAAACAAAGCAGAUUAAAACAAAAUGUGAUGGUAAAUACUGUAGCCCAUGCAACAUUUUGUAAAUUUGUGGUAUAUUUUAUUUUUGAGAGGCUCCUAACUACAGCCCAUGAUGCAUUACUGGGCUGUGAGCACUUUCAGAAAAGUAAAUAACCACAUAUCUGUAAAAGUGAGAUUCCAAGUAAGGAAAAAAAUUACUUACUGAUCUCAGAAUAAUUUAACUGCCAAAUUAAACACAACAGAAAGUAUCGUCAUUCUUAUGUUAUUUUGCUGUAAUUCAGCUGAAACAGUUGUAGAAAAGUUUGUAUAUAUGGAGUAAACAUUAAAAUACCCCUAUAUAACAAUGAAAAGAAGUGCCAACUGUCAAUAUUUUAUAAAAUUACUUUUUUUAUUCAAGCAGCGACCAGUUUGUCACCUGUGACACUCUCCAAAUAGCUGCAUCCAUGUGUUAUACAAUAUGUGGCACAAUGUUGGUGUUACAAACAUAUCACCAAUGAUCUAUGAGAAAUAAUUUAUUUGUCUUUGUUAGAGUCACAUUCAGUGGAUAAGAAUGGGGAAAACAAGAUUAUAUUUACAUGAACAACACUUGCUAGAUCAUAAUGUAUUCCACAGUUACUGCUUCCACACACACAGCUUCUGUGACUCACAAAAGAAAAACCGUAUUUCAUUUGAAGGAAAUAUGCCUUAUUAGGUUGAUAACCUCUUUUGGAAAUCUGCUGUUACUCUAAGGUUUAACAUAAACAGUAAGAUUUUAAAGAUUUCUCAAUAUUUAGUUUAAUAAUCCAAUUCUGAAUCAAUGAUAUGUAAACUCCAGUGUGACUCAUGUCCCAACUUUUACAUUGGUACUGAGCCAGGU
Molecule: messenger RNA, 5989 nt
Organism: Schistocerca cancellata (South American locust)
Lineage: Eukaryota; Metazoa; Arthropoda; Insecta; Orthoptera; Acrididae
Gene: MED16
Product: mediator of RNA polymerase II transcription subunit 16
Exons: 16
Coding region: 322-2778 (818 amino acids)
Biological process (GO): positive regulation of DNA-templated transcription
Cellular component (GO): mediator complex
Molecular function (GO): protein binding
Source: RefSeq, a predicted model, not a curated record